AUGUUCGACGCUGCAAGCAGGGGCGCUCUUGGGUCCAUGACGUUUCUAUGGAGCGGUACCCAUAUUAGACAAUAUGCUUCACUUGGGGCUGUGGUUACUAUUAUUGCUAUUGGCGUCGGGCCAUUCAUUCAGCAGAUGCCGACAAUUCAAAAUAACUUGGUUCUAUCGAACACCCCUGCAUCAGUGGCUCGGGCGCAAUCAUAUGUACCACCUCUUGACUCCGAUGUUGGAAAUGGCUCUCUACCCGCUCCCAAGUUAAUGGCUGCAGUCUACGGGACUGCCUUUUCCUGCCCCGACACGGACUGUUCAUCAGUUGCGUAUAAUGUCUCUUAUCCUGUGCUGAAGCCUUCGUGCUCAACUGGGGACUGCGAUAUUUCUGAUCUUACGACAGUGGCUCUUUGUGUUGCGUGCGACGAUAUUUCGCAUGUUUUAUCAAGAAAACCGUUUCCAAUGUCUAGCGUAAACUGUUCGGCAGAGUCGAAUUUAUACGACUAUUACUCUCUACCUAAUGGUUUUAAUGCCACAAUUUUUGAUGGCGAUUACACAAAAAAUGGGAAUGGGAAUUCAGAUGCUGCGGUAAUCAAGACAGAUACUGGUCCAUUCCUGGACUUCACUGUUAUAAAGAAAGGAGCCAAUCAGACUACAUCAGAAGGUGUUGCGGAGCUGUGCAAUCUAUACUGGUGCCUGAAAACUAUGUCUGUUAGCAUGGAAACAAACCAACGGAGAGAGGAAACACUGUCAACUCAUCUGGAUUCUGGUGAGCAGUUUGAAAUUGAGCCAUACAGCUACCUAAUGCUCCAAAUGCCCAACAAAACCACACAGGCGUUCACUAUUGUUUCGGACAAUAUUUUCGAAAGGUGGCUUGAGGAGAAAAUCCGGAUUGAUACUUUUGGCAUGAUGGUCUGUCCUACUACUACCAGUGGCGAGGUUGUUCAAACCUUUAACGAAAGCGCCGGCGAGUUUGCCAGUCUUCUGAUUUAG
This is a messenger RNA of Penicillium angulare, 981 nucleotides long. Its product is annotated as DUF3176 domain-containing protein. The coding region runs from base 1 to 981 and encodes 326 amino acids. The record is from RefSeq and is a predicted model, not a curated record. NCBI's taxonomy places the organism in Eukaryota, Fungi, Ascomycota, Eurotiomycetes, Eurotiales, Aspergillaceae. The transcript has 3 exons.